AUGAAGCAAUCAAAUGUUGUUCUUUUGCUGUUUGCGCUACUUUCUGUCGCUCUGGCGCAAUUCCCCCGAGUUCCCAGUGGCCUUAAUGUUGUUACUUCAAAGGUCAAUUCUCAAGUGAAGAUCUCUUAUAAAGAGACCGACGUCUGCGAGACCACAAGCGGAGUCAAAUCCUAUAGUGGUUACGUCCAUCUUCCUGCAUCCCUCCUGCCAGAUGUCGGCGGCUUCGACAUAAACACCUAUUUCAUCUAUUUCGAAGCACGACAUAAUGCCUCCGCCGCUCCGCUUGCCGUCUAUCUUGCUGGAGGGCCUGGUGAAAGCUCAAUGUAUACAGCUUUGGCAAGCGAAAGUGGUCCGUGUUAUGUCAAUGUCGUGGGCAACGACACAACGAUCAACCCUUGGUCAUUCAACAACUACGUCAACAUGCUUUACUUGGAUCAACCUGUUCAGACCGGUUUCUCAUACGACGAGCUUGUCAAUGGGACUUUCAACCUUGAAACGCAGAUAAUCACUCCCGAGAAUUUCAAUCCUUCAGCUUUGCCAGAGACAAAUACAACCUUCCAAGUCGGCACUUUUUCCAGUCAAGAUCCUUUGCAUAGCACCAAUACAACCGUGUCGAGCGCGAGGGCUCUGUGGCAUGCCGCCGAGCACUGGCUUUCUUCCUUUCCAGAAUAUUCGACCUCGUCCAACAAGCUCAGCAUCUGGGCCAACUCAUACGGAGGAUUCUGGGGGCCGGAGACGGCAGCUGUCUUCAGCAAAAGUCUCAAGGAUCUUCCUGCCAAACAUCCUUUGAAGCCAAAGAAGUUGACACUCGACACUCUGGGACUGACCAAUGCUUGCAUCGAUUUCGAAUAUUCCAUAGAAGGCUAUCCUCAAUUUGCCUACAACAAUACCUACGACAUCCAUUUCAUUCCCGAAGCUGUCUACAAGGAGGCAAUGUAUAACAUAACAAAACCCGAGGGCUGCAUGGACCUCGUCAAAACCUGUCGCUCACUCGGCCAAAUUGGCGAUCCUGGAUUCAACGGAAACAACCAAACCGUCAACGAAGCCUGCAUAGGGGCUUCAGAAGUCUGCUUCGGUAUUAUGAGCGCAUUUGACCUACUGAACAAUCGAAGCGACUUCGAUGUGGCAAUCCUCAACCCGGAUCCAUGUCCCUACGACCUCGCCGUGACGAACUACUUGAACCUGCCGGAAGUGCAGUCUUCCCUGGGCGUGCCGUUGAACUUCACGUACGACUCAGAGCUGAUCACGGGCCUCUAUGGCCUGCCCACGCCGUACCAGUUCCUUGGCACGGGCGACUCGUUCCGACAGGCUGGGAUGCCGAACAUCGAAUACCUCCUGGGCACCGGUGUCAAGCUCGCCUUCGUUUUUGGCGACAGGGACUACCGCUGCCCCUGGACGGGUGGCGAAGCCACAGCCAAAGCGGCCAAGUGGGCGGGCCAGAAGGGCUUCGCGGCCGCGGGCUACGAGCCGAUUAAAGGCAUCUCGCGCGGCACCAGGCAGGGCCUCGUCAAACAGUACGGCCCGCUCUCGUUCUCGCGCAUCCUGGACGCUGGCCACUCGGUCAGCGCGUACGCGCCUGAGGCCGUCUACCGCGUGUUCGAGCGCGUCAUGUUCGGCAAGGACGUUGUGACUGGAUCGCACUCCGUCGGUCCUGCAUACCACUCUACGGGGCCUCCGGAGAGCUGGGCCUGGCGGAAUAAAAUGCCCACGAACCUCCCGCGCACUUGCAUGGUCGAGGGAAAUUUUACGCCCAGCAGUCCGUGGGGAGCCAUUUUGCCGUCGUGA
This is a messenger RNA of Cladophialophora psammophila CBS 110553, 1785 nucleotides long. RefSeq lists its product as uncharacterized. The record is from RefSeq and is a predicted model, not a curated record. Bases 1 to 1785 code for a protein of 594 amino acids. Gene Ontology annotation, biological process: proteolysis. NCBI's taxonomy places the organism in Eukaryota, Fungi, Ascomycota, Eurotiomycetes, Chaetothyriales, Herpotrichiellaceae. Gene Ontology annotation, cellular component: fungal-type vacuole. Gene Ontology annotation, molecular function: serine-type carboxypeptidase activity. The transcript is spliced from 3 exons.